AUGUCGAGAUUUUUCAAGUCAGCAGUGGGUAAAGCAUCCUUAGCUUUGGGUGCAGCUGCUGGAGGUACCAUCAUUUAUUUGGACUUUAUUCAACCAAAGAAACCAGCACAGAUUGCUACGUCUUAUAAACCAUUGAAAAAGGAUUACGCCCCUCCACCAACACGUGAAGAAUUAGUUUCAAGACUAACUCCGGAAAAGAAGUUUGAUGUUUUGAUCAUUGGUGGUGGAGCUGUUGGAUCAGGAUGUGCUGUUGAUGCCGCUACUCGUGGAUUGAAUGUAUGUUUAUUGGAAAAGACCGACUUUGGAUCCGGUACUUCAUCCAAAUCAACAAAGAUGGCUCAUGGUGGUGUUAGGUAUUUGGAAAAGGCAAUUUUUCAAUUAUCAAAAGCACAAUUGGAUUUGGUUAUUGAAGCUUUAAAUGAAAGAGGUAAUAUGUUGAGAACUGCUCCUCACUUGUGUUCAGUUUUGCCAAUUAUGAUUCCAGUUUACAACUAUUGGCAAGUUCCUUAUUUCUUUGCUGGUUGUAAAAUGUAUGAUUGGUUUGCCGGAAAACAAAAUUUGAGAAACUCUACAAUUUUCAGUAAAGAGCAAGCUGCCGCUAUUGCCCCAAUGAUGGAUGUAUCGAACUUGAAAGCUGCCUGUGUUUACCAUGAUGGUUCUUUUAACGAUACCAGAAUGAAUGCUACUUUGGCCAUUACUGCUAUUGAACAUGGAGCUACAGUUUUAAACUAUUUCAAUGUUGACCAAUUAUUGAAAGACGACAAGGGUAAAUUAUACGGUGUUAAAGCCACUGAUUUGGAAACCAAUAAACAAUACGAAUUGAAGGCAACUUCAAUUGUUAAUGCUACUGGUCCUUUUGCUGAUAAUAUUUUGGAAAUGGAUGAAGAUCCACAAGGAUUACCACCAAAGACUCCUCAAAAGCCAAGAAUGGUUGUUCCUUCAAGUGGUGUCCACAUUGUUUUACCAGAAUACUAUUGUCCACAAAAUAUCGGUUUAUUAGAUCCUUCAACUGCUGAUGGUAGAGUUAUGUUCUUCUUGCCAUGGCAAGGUAAGGUGCUUGCCGGUACUACUGACACGCCUGAAAAAUUUGUUCCUGAAAACCCCAUCCCCACUGAGCACGAUAUUCAAGAUAUCAUCAAUGAAAUGCAAAAAUACUUGGUUUUCCCAAUUGAAAGAACUGAUGUAUUGUCAGCUUGGUCAGGUAUUAGACCAUUGGUUAGAGACCCAAGCACAAUUCCAAAGGGACAAGAAGAUUCUGGAUCAACUGAAGGAUUAGUUAGGUCGCACUUGUUGAUUGAAUCGUCAUCUGGAUUAGUGACCAUUUCCGGUGGUAAAUGGACCACGUAUAGAGAAAUGGCUCAAGAAACCAUUGAUUACGUUGUUAAUCAUUUUGAUUUUGCCGGAAAAAAUAUCAAACCAUGUCAAACUAAUGAAUUGAUAUUAAUUGGUGGUGAUGACUACUCGAAGAACUAUUCCGCCAGAUUGAUUCACGAAUACAAGAUUCCAUUGAAAUUGGCCAAACAUUUGUCUCACAAUUAUGGAUCACGUUCGGCCAUGAUUUUGGACUUGUAUGCCGCUAGUGACUACAACAAGUUGCCAAUCACAUUGGCAGCCAAUAAAGAAUUUAUUCCUAGUAUAGUUGAAGCAUCACCUGAGAAUCAAUUGAGUUAUCAAUCAUUUGAUGAACCUUUUACUAUUGCUGAAUUGUUGUAUUCUUUGAAAUACGAGUACCCAAGAACACCAGUAGACUUCCUUUCUAGAAGAACCAGAUUGGCAUUCUUGAAUGCUAGAGAAGCACUUUCUGCCGUCGAUGGAGUCGUUGAAAUUAUGUCCAAAGAAUUGCAAUGGGAUGAUGAUACAAAGGAAAAAAUGAGAAAAGACGCUGUCAAGUUUAUUGGUAAUAUGGGUAUUUCACCAAAGAAGUUUGAUGUUGAACAAUUUACCGUUCAAUAA
This is a messenger RNA of Lodderomyces parapsilosis, 1953 nucleotides long. RefSeq names its product glycerol-3-phosphate dehydrogenase (gene GUT2). Lineage: Eukaryota; Fungi; Ascomycota; Pichiomycetes; Serinales; Debaryomycetaceae. Gene Ontology annotation, cellular component: glycerol-3-phosphate dehydrogenase (FAD) complex; mitochondrion. The coding region runs from base 1 to 1953 and encodes 650 amino acids. Gene Ontology annotation, biological process: glycerol-3-phosphate metabolic process. Gene Ontology annotation, molecular function: glycerol-3-phosphate dehydrogenase (quinone) activity. The record is from RefSeq and is a predicted model, not a curated record. The transcript has a single exon.